AUGGAUGUAUGUGAAAAAUAUGUAAUCAAUCCAUGUGAACCAUUAAAUUAUUGCUCAAAUAUUGAUGAUUAUCGUCCAAUACAAUCUACAUUAUUAACACGUUUUACAUCAGCAAAUUGUUCCGAAUUGUGGCGAACAACAAAUCAAGAAUAUGGAGCAUUUUAUUAUCAACAGUUACCUCAAUAUUGUAUACCUGAUAAUCUAAAAGCUAAAAUUUAUCAACGUCAUAAUCGUUUUCAAGAUUGGCUUUCAUAUCAAAAUAAAUAUCAAAAUUUAGUAACGUCAUGUACAACAAAUUCGAAUAAUAAUAACAAUAGUAGUCAAAGAAUUUUUCCAUCAAAUAGAAAUGAAACUGUGCGUAUAACACAUCGGAAAAAGUUCUUGUCUACAUGUAAUGAUGAACAAAAUGAUAAUCAACAAAAUCCAAAUACUUUCUCAUCAUGUGGUGUCGAUGGAUUAGUUACAGAAUAUAUUGUUAGAAAAAUACUCAAUAAAUUACAAUGUUUAAUUUGUCCUGAUGAAUAUCAUGAUGUUGCUGAAUGUGCACAAAUACUUGUUAGUGAUCUUCUAAGGCAUACAGGAAAAGUAAUGGUGGAACCAUGUUUAUUGGCAAAUGAUAUUAUUGAUCGAGUUGUUACUACCAUGAUAACUCCUCCAAGUAAUAUCGAACAAUUAAUUUUAAAUCCUUGUUGUUCAAAUCUUUCAACAAAACCAAUAUGUUAUUCUUCUCCACAACCAUUACCAGAUAAUUGUCAAACAAUACAACAAUCAAAUAUAGCAAACAAUGAACUUCCUGUAUGUACAACUGUGGAUACUUCAGUUCCAUUGAAUAAUUGUAAUCAAACUAUACCUGUCUCCAAUGUAUUCGAAAAACUGACUCAUCUUGAGAAUGCUAUAUCAAAAGUUUCCAACGAUUUUGUCAAAUCAUAG
This is a messenger RNA of Rotaria sp. Silwood1, 930 nucleotides long. The record is from the annotation of a GenBank genome assembly. Lineage: Eukaryota; Metazoa; Rotifera; Eurotatoria; Philodinida; Philodinidae.